AUGAUAAACUCUACACAGGUUUCAUAUUUCACACUUGCUGCCUACUUUGACACUGGGGUUUUGAAAUAUUUAUAUUUCUUGCUCAUUAUGUCUUUAUAUAUUUUCAUAGUUUGUGCUAAUGUUUUACUGAUUGUGGUUAUCUGUAAGAACAGGAGCUUACAUGAACCUAUGUACCUUUUUCUGUGCAGCCUGUUUGUAAAUGAACUGUAUGGUAGUACAGGGUUGUUUCCAUUCCUUCUGGUUCAGAUCCUCUCUGACAUUCACACUGUUUCUGCUCCGCUCUGUUUCCUGCAGAUUUUCUGUGUGUAUACUUAUGUAUGUGUAGAAUUUUGUAACUUAGCCAUCAUGUCUUAUGACAGAUAUCUUGCCAUCUGUUAUCCUCUACAAUAUAACACUCGUAUGAUGACUAAAAAAGUUGCUGUGCUUAUUGCCCUACCAUGGCUAUACUCUUUCCUUACCAUUGUUGUUUUGAUAUCAUUGAUUGUUCCUCUACAGCUGUGUGGGAACAUCAUUGACAAAGUUUACUGUAACAACUACUCUAUUGUGAAACUGGCAUGCUCUGAAACAACAGCCAAUAACAUAUAUGGACUCAUUCUCACUUUUCUCACAGUCUUUGUUCCUUUCAUUAUAAUUCUUUACACUUAUAUGAGGAUCCUUAAAGUGUGUUUUUCUGGUUCUAAACAGUCCAGACAGAAAGCUGUCAGUACCUGCACACCUCACCUUGCUUCUCUGCUCAACUUUUCUUUCGGUGUUUGCUUUGAAAUAUUACAGAGCAGAUAUGAUACAAAGAGUGUGCACAGUGUACUGAAAACUGUUUUAUCAUUGUACUAUCUGACAUGCCAGCCGCUCUUUAACCCUGUGAUGUACGGACUGAAAAUGUCCAAAAUCUAUGUCAUAUGUAAACGUCUGUUGUUAAAGUGUAGAUCAGGAGAGAGAUGUGAUCAGGUUGACUGA
Molecule: messenger RNA, 954 nt
Organism: Sander lucioperca (pikeperch)
Lineage: Eukaryota; Metazoa; Chordata; Actinopteri; Perciformes; Percidae
Product: olfactory receptor 11A1-like
Exons: 1
Coding region: 1-954 (317 amino acids)
Biological process (GO): G protein-coupled receptor signaling pathway
Cellular component (GO): membrane
Molecular function (GO): olfactory receptor activity; G protein-coupled receptor activity
Source: RefSeq, a predicted model, not a curated record